AGUAACAUAUUACUUUCUGGCAUGCCCAACAAAACCGCCGAGUACCAGGGGCCAUUUCUCGAAAAGACCUUCAACAUCUCCGCCAAUAUCGCACCCCUCUUCCUGGAGGCUCGCCUGCCAGUGUGUUCGGACCAUCCCGACAGCUGCUCACCCCUAGAUGACGUCCCCAUCCUGCUCUUCUCCCCUGGCUACAGCAUCCCUCGCCUUUAUUAUAAUGUCCUCGCCUCCGCCAUCGCCAGCGACGGCUUCAUAGUUAUCACCAUCGAUCACCCCGAGGACGCCAACAUCAUUAUCUAUUCCGAUGGCCACGCAGUCUACAACAACGCCUCCAUACUGAGCAGGCCCACCUGGGACGAGUACCCUCGUGCCGUCGACGCAUCCUUUGUUAUCGACCAGCUGAGCAACGCGACCGCCAUAGCUGAGCUGCUACCCCAACGCGGGCCCCGACCGUUCGCGACUGACCGCGUCGCCAUGCUGGGACACUCUGCGGGCGGUUCCUCCGCCAUCGUCGCCGCCAGCCGGGACCCUCUCAUUCGCGGCGCGGUCAAUUGGGACGGCACCAUCCUCGGAUCGCCGCCCCUUUCGGGACUGUCCCAGCCAGUGCUAUUCAUGACCCGUGGAAACACUAUCUAUUCGUCCUGGCUGGCGGCGUGGCCGCAGCUGAAGGGGGCGAAGUUGGUCGUCCACGUCGCGAACUCGACCCACCAAACCUUCUCGGACGUGCCCACACUGUUCCAGGCGGCUGGAUAGGACACGGCGCCAUUCGCGGAUGUGUUGGGCACGAUUGCGCCGGCCGAGAUGGUGCUGAUCCUGACGGCGUAUACGACCGCGUGGAUGAAUGGGGCGUUCACAGGUAAGGAAGGAGGGGCGCUGCUGCAAGGGCAGGAGACGGGCAAGUUUCCUGAGGUCUCAAUUCUUAUGAAAGGCAAUUUUUAAAAUGAUGAGAGACAUCUCGCGAGAUAGGCACAACUUGCUAUCUUUGAUGGUCCGUAAGCGAGUUUGCUCAGGAGCUUUCAGCCUUUGAG
Pseudomassariella vexata is the source of this 1025-nucleotide messenger RNA. RefSeq names its product Alpha/Beta hydrolase protein. The coding region runs from base 22 to 750 and encodes 242 amino acids. Lineage: Eukaryota; Fungi; Ascomycota; Sordariomycetes; Amphisphaeriales; Pseudomassariaceae. The transcript has a single exon. The record is from RefSeq and is a predicted model, not a curated record. Gene Ontology annotation, molecular function: 1-alkyl-2-acetylglycerophosphocholine esterase activity.